UGGUUGACACGCGUUUAGUGAAGGAAAGGUUUAUGAUAUUGUUCAAAGAUAAUUAUAUAAUUCUAAAAUCUUUUAUAUAUUACAUUAUGAUUUUCCAAAUGAGAUUGAAUCAACAAUUAUUAAGAUUGACAGGAAAAUUUUUUCAAACAAGACAUAAAUUAAUUGGAAAUUAUCAUCAACAUGGAACUUUGACAGAGCAUAUUUCUUUCUCAAAGGAUUUUCUAUUUCAGCAGUUAUUCGAUCCAGUGUCCAGUACAUAUACAUAUUUACUUGCUGAUAUCAAUAAUAAGGAUGCUAUUUUAAUCGAUCCAGUCUUUGAAUGGGCUGAUCGAGAUAAAAAAAUUAUCGAAGAACUCGGUUUAAAUUUGAAAUAUGUUGCGAAUACACAUAUGCACGCAGACCAUAUUACAGGAACGGGCCGAUUAAAAUCGUUAUUACCAGGUUGUCGAUCGAUGAUCUCCCGCAAUAGUGGUGCCGAGGCCGACAUUCUCUUGGAGCCACGAGACCGCAUCAAAUUUGGUAGACAUUAUCUGGUGGUGAUACCCACACCUGGUCAUACUGAAGGAUGCGUGACGUAUGUGUGUGAUGAACAAGGAAUCGCUUUCACGGGUGAUGCUUUAUUAAUACGCGGAUGUGGAAGGACAGACUUUCAGGGUGGCUCGUCAGAAAUAUUGUACAAGUCUGUACAUGAAAAUAUAUUUACUUUACCAUCAUAUUACAGACUAUAUCCUGCACAUGAUUAUAAUGGUAGAACUGUAACUACUGUUGCUGAAGAAAAAAUGUUAAAUCCUAGAUUAUCUAAAUCGUUGGAUGAAUUUGUAAAUAUUAUGAAUAAUCUUAAUCUUCCAUAUCCAAAAAUGAUUGAUAAAGCUGUCCCGGCUAACAAGGUUUGUGGAGUCUUUGAAAUUAAUAAGAAGAAAGGAGAACAGUGAGAAAAUAACGAGAAAUUGGUCAAAUUUCAUCAACUCUAUUCUCUUUGAACAUGAGAUAAGAUUGUUUAUAUAUAUGUAUAUAUAUGUAUAUAUGUGUGUGUGUGUGUAUAUAUAUAUAUACAUACAUACAUAUAUAUAUGUUCCUAUGCAAUGUACAGUUUUUAAGAUACUUGUAAACUUUUUCAAUUGAUGAUAGAUACCUGCAAUUUAAUAAAUAAAUAUUUGCGUAUAUUUAUGAAAAUCAUAGAUUUGCAACUAGUAUAAUAUUUUUUUUAUAUAUUUUAAUAAAUAUAUAUAUACAUAUAUAUAUAUAUAUCUGUAUAAGUUAACAUAAUAAUAACAAUAAUAAUAAUAAUGAGAUUAUUAUUUAAAUGCUCAAAUUUUUCUGAAAAAGCAAUACAAUAACCUGUUAAACUUAUUCUGAAUAAUUAUAAUAAUUUAACUAUGUAUUGUUAUAAAUAAAUAUUCAUAUUUCUCCA
Messenger RNA from Vespa velutina, 1411 nucleotides. Its product is annotated as persulfide dioxygenase ETHE1, mitochondrial. The record is from RefSeq and is a predicted model, not a curated record. NCBI's taxonomy places the organism in Eukaryota, Metazoa, Arthropoda, Insecta, Hymenoptera, Vespidae. Bases 33 to 932 code for a protein of 299 amino acids. Gene Ontology annotation, biological process: glutathione metabolic process; hydrogen sulfide metabolic process. Gene Ontology annotation, molecular function: sulfur dioxygenase activity. The transcript has 7 exons.